AUGGCCGCCGGCGACGAAGCUCCCGACGCGCCGCCGCCCCAGCCGCGGUCCUCGACGGAGAAGCCGCCGAUCUUUCUCGACGGCAGCGACGGCGGCAUCGACGACAAAGACAGCAACGCCGGCUACGAUACAUCACCAGGGACGCCGGUCGCGUCCGCCGGCCGCAGCAGCAUCGACAAGGCCCCGCGAAGCAGAAUGGCUGCCCUUCCGCCCUUUGGUCGUCUCCCCGACGAGAUCAUCCAACAAAUCCUCCUCGCAACCGACUCAAACGCCUUCGCGUCUCUCGUCCUGCUCAACUCCAAAUGGCGCACCGUCUCCCAGCAAGCCCACCUCUACGCCCACCACCUCGCACGAACACCCACCUUUCUCGCCAGCAACUACAAGUCCCUCUUUAACCGCCUCAAGUCGCUCCAGCAGUCCGCCCAGGAUGGCUCUACCACUGCCGCCGACCAGCAGGACCGCCACGACCGCCUGCUCGCCGACCUGCGCCGCGCCUUCGCCCGCCAAGUCAAGCGCUGCCGCUUCGACGCCUAUCUGCGGCCCAGUCGCACCCUCGUCCGCCUCGUCAGCAACUCCAUCUCCUCGUCGUCGGCGCCCGGCGGCGAGGGCAUGCAGUUCCAGGCCUCGCCCCGCGGCCACCACUUGCUGGCGUACAACUCGUCCCGCAUCUACGUGCUCGACGUGCGCAGCGCCGCGGCGCCCCACGGCGUCGAGGUCGUCCGCGAGCUCAAGGUCCUGCGGCGGCCCGCGGCCACCUGCAUCCGGGACGACGCCUCGGUGCUCGCCGUGCUGCUCACCGAGAUGCAGGUCGACCUGUACGACCUGCAAAAGAGCCCGCCGCGCCGCAUCCAGUCCAUCAUCCUCGACCACAGCCCGCGCGCCAUUGCCCUGAGCCCCUGCGGCUCCGUCUUGGCCGCCGCCUACGAGGGCGGCAUCGAGGUCUCCUCCCUCCGUCCGGGCGCCCUCGCGACCGACCGCCGCGCCGUCAAGUGCGACCACGUCGACGCCCUCGCCUUUUCCUUUGACGGCACCCAGAUCCUGGGCACCUCGGUCCACGCCGCCCAGCCCAACACCGUCAUCCUGACCGCGCCCUACUACGACCCGGGCAGCCAAAUGUCCAGCGACGAUCUGAGCGCCCUCUGGACCACAUCGAUCCUCUUCCCCAACACCAGCCGCGACUGCAGCCACGCUGUCCUCCUGCAAGACUCGAGCCGCGAGGAGGCCUUUUGGACGUUUGCCUACGACCGGAGCUUCGAGACCUUCCGCGCCGUCCGCAUCGACGACCUCCGCAACGGCACCACCUACUUUACCGGGCCCAUCCCUACCGCAGCAUCCCCGGCCCGCCUGCUCCCUUGCACGCUGCCGUCCGCCUCGUAUCACGGAGACCUUGUCUCGGCCGGGUUCCAAGGCAAGGACAUUUGGCUGUAUGGCGUGCCGGAGGACCUGGACGCCGUUCCUACCAGCCCUGGCAACAACUGCAACAGCAGCAGCGGCGACAGCAGCAACGACAGCAGCAUGGAUCCAGGCGCACCGGGUGGCUUUGAAGGUAUGAGCGGCAGCGGCGCGUCCGCGAUGAGCACUGCUCUUGGUGGCGGCAGCAGCAGCGCCACGAAUGGCGGCAGCAGCGCCAGCGGGGGUGCAAGCAGUGGCGGCAACGGCGGCAGCAUGUCCCGCGCCAACAGCGGCAGCCCGUCCAUGCGUGCGGCCUCGGCCCGCCUGCAAGAAUCGGGCAGCGACUCCUCCGUGCGCGUGCCCCAGUGGCAGCUGCUCUGCGACCGCCAGCGGAACACGUUCAUUGCAGGGUCUCGCGUCGGCGAGCUGCCCGGUGUCAGCAUGGUGAACUGGGUCGAGGGCUUUGGCGACUCGUCCCUGCGCGAGCGCUUGGUCGUCGGCGCCCGCGGUGUGCACCCGCCCCAACCCAUCAGCUCCGACGACGACGGGAUUGACUUUAUUGACGGCGGGCGCUUGUUGCUCGUGGACUUUGACUAUGGCACCACCGAUGGCGAGACAACCGAGAUCACCAUCGAAGUCGGCUCCAAAGAACCCGAGGUUCUCGAAGAGGAGCACCGCGACAUUGACACUGAGGUGGCUAUUGUGCGGCGCCGGACCGUGGCCCAGAAGCGCGGCAAGCCCGGCGCGCUCAUGCGGAAUGCCACCACGGCCGGUGUCGGCGCCGCACACAGCAAUCCCGUCGUGCCCCUGCCGGCCAUGCCAGCCCUGCCCUCGUCCUUCUCACAAGGCGCACGACCCGCGCACGCAUCCAACUCGCGGCCUCUUGCAUCGUCCUCGCUCCGCAAUGCCACAAACAGCAGCACCAACCACGAAGACGACGACGACGAUCCGCUUGUUCCACGACGCAUGGCGGCCCCUCCAACGACUCGCCAGCAGGGCUCAGCCCUCGGUGCAGCAGCACGGACACCGGCCGUGCCUCUUUUGCCGGGAUCGGCUGCUGCUGCUGCUGCGGCCGCUGCCGAAUCGGGCAUGACAACGGAUUCGGCUACCACCGGCACGGCUGGCACGACUGCGGAGGUUAGCCACAGUGAUCGCGCUGAAACAGAGUCCGUGCUCGGUGAGGAGGAACAAGAGUCUAUUGAGGCCUUUGACGCGCCUUACUCGCAGGGCAGUCCACGGUCGGGCGUCACCCUGCGCCGCGCCGCCACCGCUGCCGCCAUCAACCGCCGUCGCAACCCACCGCCCGCCACCACGUCAAGCGGUGCUCCUAUUGUCUACCGCCGCGCCGACGGGCGCCGCGAACACCCUCACGAGAGCGACGCCGACAACUGGGUCCCGCCACCGCCGCCGUAUCAAAAGGACAUUGACCCGCACGAUUUGCCAGCAUUCUUGCGCCACAACGUUCCGCCCGUCGUUGCGCCGCCACAACCCGUGGCUCGUCCCGCCCCCUCGGCCACCGCCGCACCGACCAUGUCGGCCGCGGCACCGCCCCCAGCAACUCUUGCAACAUCUACCUCUUUGCCGCCUUCAAUACCUGGUGUGGGUGCCACGCUGGGCCUGCCAAAUCCAGACCUUGCUGCGGAAAAUACAGCAGCAGCAGCAGCAGCAACAGUGACAACACAGGAUCCAAGUCGUAACGACGAGAGCGAGUUCAAUGAUGACCGGCCGGUGUCGCGUGAAUCAGACACUGUGCCGUCGGGCGACCUGUACGAGGCAUCGCCGCCUGGAUCACCACAUGUUGAGCAGCGGCCACCUACGGGCCUGUCGACGACGAACGAGUCGGCGGGCGCAGCUUCUCAACUGCCGCCGCAAACGCAGCCGCCGCAAACGCAGCAGCAGCAGGCGUCGACUGGUUCCGUGUCGACGACGGGCCCACCAGUUCUCGAUCUCCAGAUUCCCGCACAGACAGGUGGCUCUCUCUCCUGGGACCCGUCUGCACCACAACCUCUGCCUCCCCAGCAACCAUUUCAACCACAACCACCUCAACAACAGCCACCACAGCAGGUGCAAGACAGCUACGGCAACUUUGUGCCCAAGCCCGUGGCCUAUGUGCAAACGUGGCCAAUGCAGCGACCGUCCGUUUCGAACGCAUCCGGUGUGGGCUUCGGCGUGGCCACUGGGCCGACGGGCGGCAUGGGCCUAGGUGUCGGUAACACAAGCUACCCAGUCAGCUACCCAGUCAGCUACCCCUACUCGGCACCGCCUGUGGCACAACCUGCGGCCCAAUAUCCUGCCACUGCCACGACCACUGCCAAUACCAGCGCGCAGGCACCGGCCAGUUCGGAAGACUUUUCGUCGCCGCCGGGGCAAGGCCUUGCCAGUCAACAAGAAGCCGUGUCGCCGCUUUCCCCGAACCGCUUCUCCAUGAACUCCUUCCUUGUCCCGCGCGUGCCUGUUGGCAGCAACCGGCAAAGCAGGCGGUCUUCCAUGCAACGGCCGAGCACUGGGAUUCCACCUGGGCCCGGACCGGCCUCAGCUCUCGGCUCCAGCAGCGCUGCUGCCGUGUCGGUGGACAACCUAGGCUUGAACAAACCCCUCCCAUAUCUACAACCACAGCAGGAUGUGAACCAGGCGUUCCAGCAGCUACAACUUCAACAACAGCAGCCGCAGCCACAGCAGCAGCCGCAGUACUACUUCCAGCCGCCACUGAUGCAGCCACAGCGCGCCUUUUCCAACCCUGUCGUCUCCAGCUCGUCGCCGUCGAUUGGUCCAGUGGAAGACCAGCCGCUCAUCAUCAGCACGCCGCGCGGCGUGACCGGCGCCUUUGACCCACCGAAAAGCAAGUCCAAGUCGGGUCUUGGCCGCUUCCAAGAUGGUCCUGGGGGUAGUGGCAACCAUCAUGACGGCGGUGCUGACGACGACGACGACGACGACGACGGUCCGGCCCCUGUCAUCUUUGCACCGGUCCCACGCCACCCGCAGGCGCAAGAGCGCAACGCCGAGCUUCGCGAGCGUCUCGAGACGUUGUCGGGUGGCGGCACACCUGUUAAGCCUGCCCAAAAGCCGCUGAUUCUACCGUACACGUCGGGGUUCUAUGCUCAAAACGGCACAGCCGCCGCACCCACGUCUGCCACCUUGCGCCAGCCCAGCCUCAACCGCAAGCAAAGCCGUGCCGAGCGCAGCGCGGCCAAGAACAUGGCCGAUGCCAAGAAGCGCGGCUGGCGGCGCAGCAACAGCAAAAAGAAGAAGAAGGGCAAGGAGGCCGCGUCCACCGCGACGGUGGACACGUCCGUUCCCGUCCCGCCCCUUCCGCCGCCGGCAUCGAUCGGCUCAUCCACGGUAACGGCCGUGCCCGGAAAGAGCCGGCGCGGUAAGAAGGCAGCGGCAGCCUCAGUUGCCCCGUCCGUUGCCCCGUCCGAUGCCAUGUCGGGAUUGUCGGCCCUGCCGACCACGACAGACACAACAUCACGGCGCCGCGGCAAUAGGAAGAAGGAGCGCGACUUUGACGCAGCCAGCAGCGCGUGGACGGACAUUACGACGACGACGGCCAUGAUGAACAUGCCGCCCAACAUGCCGCCCAACAUGCACGGUCCGGCGCCCGGGUCGUCCGGCAGUUACUACCAGCCUCCUAUGCUGCAGCAGCAACAGCAGCAGUACCUACCGCCGAUGCCCUCCAUUCCCGGCGGCGGUCCUGGUUCGUCGUCGGCAUAUGCCAUGCAGCAGCUCCAGCAGCACAUCCAGCAGCAGCAGCAAAUGCAGCAGCAAAUGCAGCAGCAAAUGCAGCAAGAAUCCGAAAAGAAGGGCGGAAAGUGCAUCGUCAUGUGA
Molecule: messenger RNA, 5217 nt
Organism: Sporothrix schenckii 1099-18
Lineage: Eukaryota; Fungi; Ascomycota; Sordariomycetes; Ophiostomatales; Ophiostomataceae
Product: f-box domain containing protein
Exons: 2
Coding region: 1-5217 (1738 amino acids)
Molecular function (GO): protein binding
Source: RefSeq, a predicted model, not a curated record